AUGAACAGUAUCGAUGCAGCUAUACAAUUUUCUAACGAAAAUCUUGUUCUUCAAUGUGAAUUAUUGGGUGGAAUUCAUCGAAAUAUUGCUCAAAUACAUUUGGCAGCUGCAGAUGUAAUUAACGAUAAUGAACAAAAACUAUCCAAAUAUAAUCAAGCCCUAGAUAUACUGGAAAAUUGUUUUCCAAUUGAUGAAGAAGCAAUAGCUGUUUGUCGAAGUAAAAUUGGCGACCAAAUGCUUGUCUAA
Rotaria sp. Silwood2 is the source of this 246-nucleotide messenger RNA. The record is from the annotation of a GenBank genome assembly. Lineage: Eukaryota; Metazoa; Rotifera; Eurotatoria; Philodinida; Philodinidae.